This is a messenger RNA of Caenorhabditis bovis, 585 nucleotides long. The record is from the annotation of a GenBank genome assembly. NCBI's taxonomy places the organism in Eukaryota, Metazoa, Nematoda, Chromadorea, Rhabditida, Rhabditidae.
AUGAGCACCAACAAGCAAGUUCAGUCCAACAAUCCAUCGCCACAAGCUUUUCCAUCUCCACCGCCAUCUUGGGCCGACAUUCCAAUUGAGAAACCAGCUUGUUUUGAGAACACCAAGUUCAGCCACAAGAAUAAGGAGAAGAAGCGCACAUAUAAGAAUAAAAGAAGAACUAACAAUGGCUCGGACAUCUUCACAAAUAUGGGAACAUUCGGACAACCUGAGGCAGUCAACAACAACUUUAAUUUCGACUUCAACAAUGAGUUUCAGAAUUAUGAGGAUCAAGUGCAAGACGUGUUCACCAACAUGGGCACAUGGCAUAACGGAAUGGUUUAUUAUCCGCCGCCGCCACCGCCAUCCAUUCCAUCUCCACCGGCGUCGGUCGUCAUCUUCGGUACUCCACACUACUAUCCAGAAGAGCACAUCAAUCAAGGGUGCGAGUACUAUCCGGACGGAAGCUACGGACCAUCACCAAGCGGAACGGGAUCGCCAUUCCAGAACAUCGAGCUUCAUCCAGAUUAUGUUGACGGGUAUUUCGACUCGAACUUUGUUUAUCGUCCAUAUCCAAAGCAGCCUUCUGCGAAUUAG